AUGCCUUCUCUUUCUUCGUAUAUUCUUGCUUCGGCCGGGGCCUCUCUAGUGAACGCACAGUUUGGUAACUUCGGUUCGCCAUUUCCCAACACAACAUAUCCUGGAUUCGAGUCGGAGAACCCUUACACCGUCGAGGGCUCCAGCAGUUUCCAAUGGAGCCCUCCCAAGUACCCUAGUCCUUGGGGCGAGGGCUCUGGUGACUGGAAGGAGCCCUACGCAAAGGCUCGCGCCCUUGUUUCUCAAUUGACCCUCGAGGAGAAGGUCAAUCUUACUAGCGGCGUUGGAACUAACCAGGGCAACUGCGUUGGUCAGACCGGGUCCGUUCCUCGCAUGGGAAUCAAUGGCCUCUGUCUCCAGGACUCUCCGGUUGGCGUUCGUCUCACCGAUGGCAACUCCGUUUUCCCUGCUGGAGUCAAUGUUGCAGCGACUUGGGAUCGCGGACUUGCCUACGCUCGUGGACGUGCUAUGGGUCAGGAGCAUCACGGCAAAGGUGUCGAUAUGCAAUUGGGCCCGGUAGCUGGUCCUCUUGGUCGUGCCCCAGCCGGUGGAAGAAACUGGGAGGGUUUCUCGCCUGACCCUUACCUUACCGGACUUAUGUUCGCUGAGUCGAUCAAGGGCAUCCAGAGCGCUGGCGUCAUGACCAGUGCCAAGCAUUUUAUCGCUUACGAGCAAGAACACUUCCGCCAGUCGCAGGAGGCCAAAAAUUGGGGCUUCAAUGUCACUGAGAGUGUCAGUGCUAACUUGGACGAUGUUACUCUGCAUGAAUUGUACCUCUGGCCUUUCGCCGACGGCAUCAGAGCAGGCGCCACCUCGAUCAUGUGCUCUUACAACCAGGUCAAUGGAUCCCAGGCUUGCCAAAACAGCUACAUCCUCAACCACAUCCUGAAGAACGAACUAGGUUUCGCUGGUUUUGUGGUCAGUGAUUGGUAUGGGACCCACUCUGGCGUGUCCAGUAUCCUUGCUGGACUCGAUAUGAGUAUGCCUGGUGAUCCGGUACAGGAAUUCGGCAACCAUGGAGGUGCCAUGUUUGGCUCCAACUUGACAAUUGCUGUUCUCAACGGAACUGUUCCCCAAUGGAGACUGGAUGAUGCUGCCGUUCGUAUCCUUGCUUCAUGGUACUUCGUUGGCCGUGACAAGAACCAGGUUCCUGUUUCAUUCAACUCUUACUCCCUUGACACCUACGGUUACUCGCACAACGCCGUCGGUCAGGGCUACGGUUUGAUCAACGAGCACGUCGAUGUGCGUGCAGACCACAGCAAGCUCAUUCGUGAGAUCGGCUCUGCCUCUACCGUCCUUCUCAAGAACGUCAACAACGCUCUUCCCCUCACAGGCCAGGAAAAGUUCACCGCUGUCCUUGGCGAGGAUGCUUUCGAGGACAUCAACGGUCCUAACGGAUUCACAGACAGAGCAGGAGAUGAGGGUACUCUCGGUAUGGCCUGGGGAUCUGGCUCUGCCAACUUCCCCUACUUGAUCAGCCCCAACACCGCCAUUCAGAAUGAAGUUGUUGGAAAGAAUGGUGGCCUUUACCAGUCUCUCAGAAACAACUCCAACCUUGAUCAGGCCUUCUCCCUGGCCAAGCAAGCUGAAGUGGCCAUUGUUUUCGCAAACAGCGACUCGGGCGAGGGUUAUCUCCAGGUUGAUAACAACUUCGGUGACCGCAACAAUCUCACUUUCUGGCAAGGAGCUGACGAGCUUGUCGCCAAUGUCUCGGCUACUUGCAACAACACUAUCCUCGUUAUCCACUCUGUCGGCCCUGUAUUGAUCGAGGAAUACGCCAGCAACCCCAACAUCACCGCCAUCUUGUGGGCUGGUGUUCCUGGAGAGCAGUCCGGCAACUCGAUCGCUGACAUCCUCUACGGCCGUGUCAACCCUGGUGCUAAGCUUCCCUUCACCAUGGCUGCCAAGCGUUCUGACUACGGCACUGAUGUCCUUUACACUCCUAACGACCAGAUUCCCCAGACCAACUUCAAAGAGGGUAUCUUCAUCGACUACAGAGCUUUCGACAAGCAGGAAAUUGAGCCUGUUUACGAGUUCGGAUUCGGUCUCUCGUACACCAACUUCACCUACAGCGACAUCAAGAUCACCAAGCUGAACACCAGCGCUUAUGUUCCUACCACUGGCAUGACCCCUGCUGCUCAGACCUACGGCAACGUCAGCAUGAACCCUGCUGACGCCGUCUUCCCUGGCAACUUCUCCCGCGUUCCUCUUUACCUCUACCCCUGGAUCAAUUCGACCAAUCUCUCUUCUGCUGCUGGCGAGUCGCAGUACGCUCCCUACGGUGAUAACAGCUUCCUCCCUGAGGGUGCCGUUGAUUCUUCUCCUCAGCCCCGCCUUCCUGCCUCUGGUCCUUCCGGUGGUAACCCAAUGCUGUGGGACGUCAUCUACCGCGUCACUGCCCAGAUCAAAAACGUCGGAAAGCUUGCCGGUGACGAGGUUCCUCAGCUCUACGUUUCCCUCGGUGGCCCCUACGAUGCUCCCAAGAUCCUCAGAGGUUUCGAGAGAUUGAGCAUCCAGCCCAACCAGACUGUCACUUUCUCCGCUGACAUCAUGAGAAGAGACAUCAUGAACUGGAACCCUGAGGCUCAGGACUGGUUCGUCAGCAACUACACCAAGAACGUGUAUGUUGGCAGCAGUUCGAGAAACCUUCCUCUUACUGCUCAGCUCGCUUAA
Aureobasidium namibiae CBS 147.97 is the source of this 2670-nucleotide messenger RNA. RefSeq names its product thermostable beta-glucosidase. Gene Ontology annotation, molecular function: beta-glucosidase activity. The coding region runs from base 1 to 2670 and encodes 889 amino acids. The record is from RefSeq and is a predicted model, not a curated record. The transcript is spliced from 2 exons. Gene Ontology annotation, biological process: glucan catabolic process. Lineage: Eukaryota; Fungi; Ascomycota; Dothideomycetes; Dothideales; Saccotheciaceae.